Puccinia triticina is the source of this 1431-nucleotide messenger RNA. RefSeq lists its product as uncharacterized. Bases 1 to 1431 code for a protein of 476 amino acids. The transcript has 6 exons. Gene Ontology annotation, cellular component: Sec61 translocon complex; membrane. Lineage: Eukaryota; Fungi; Basidiomycota; Pucciniomycetes; Pucciniales; Pucciniaceae. Gene Ontology annotation, biological process: post-translational protein targeting to membrane, translocation; SRP-dependent cotranslational protein targeting to membrane, translocation. The record is from RefSeq and is a predicted model, not a curated record. Gene Ontology annotation, molecular function: signal sequence receptor activity; transmembrane protein transporter activity; ribosome binding.
AUGAGUUUUCGGUUUUUAAACCUGGUUCGACCCUUUAUGGGGGUCCUGCCAGAAGUGGCAUCCCCGGAUCGAAAAAUCCCGUUUAACCAAAAGGUCUUAUGGACAGCGAUCACCCUUUUGAUCUUCUUGAUUUGUUCGCAAAUCCCACUCUAUGGAAUCGUCUCCUCCGAUUCCUCAGAUCCACUAUACUGGAUGCGUGUUAUCCUUGCCUCGAAUCGUGGAACGUUGAUGGAACUUGGAAUCUCGCCGAUCGUGACCAGUGGAAUGAUCAUGCAAUUGUUGGCCGGUGCCCAGUUGGUUGAAGUCGAUUUUACUCUCAAAGAGGACCGGGCUCUCUUUGGCGGAGCCCAGAAACUUUUCGCGCUCUUGAUUUCGUUUGGACAAGCUACCGUUUACGUCUUGACUGGUUUAUAUGGACAGCCCAAAGACUUGGGAGCCGGUGUCUGUUUACUACUGAUCCUUCAAUUAGUCGUUGCCGGUUUGAUUGUGAUCUUAUUGGACGAAUUACUUCAAAAAGGAUACGGACUUGGCUCGGGGAUCUCGCUCUUUAUCGCCACCAACAUUUGUGAAUCGAUCAUCUGGAAAGCCUUUUCACCUACGACGAUCAACACCGGACGUGGUCCUGAGUUUGAGGGCGCCUUGAUUGCCUUGUUCCAUCUGUUGUUCACCUGGAACGACAAGACCCGAGCAUUGAAGGAAGCUUUCUACAGAGAUCGAUUGCCGAACGUGAUGAACUUGAUUGCUACCCUGGUUGUCUUCGCGGCCGUCAUCUACCUCCAAGGUUUCCGAGUCGAGAUCCCGGUCAAAUCCAACCGAUUCCGUGGCCAACGUGGUACCUUCCCCGUCAAGCUCUUCUACACUUCCAACAUGCCGAUCAUGCUUGAAUCCGCCCUCACCUCAAAUGUGUUCAUCGUCUCGCAAAUGUUAUUCAGCAGAUUUCCUGAUAACAUCUUGGUCAAAUUGCUUGGAGUCUGGGAGCCACUCGAGAACUCGUCUCAGCUGUUCGCCAAGUCUGGAUUCGCUUACUACAUCUCGCCACCUCACAACAUCCGCCACGUCUUCUCGGAUCCGAUCCACACCCUAUUGUAUGUCUCCUUCAUGUUGACGGCCUGUGCAUUGUUCUCCAAGACUUGGAUCGAGGUCUCCGGUUCCGGGCCAAGAGAGGUUGCCAAACAACUAAAAGACCAGCAAAUGGUCAUGGCCGGUCAUCGUGAAGGCUCCAUGUACAAAGAACUCAAGCGAAUCAUCCCAACUGCGGCUGCCUUCGGUGGGGCUACGAUCGGAGCUCUAUCUGUUUGUGCCGAUCUGAUGGGUGCCUUGGGUAGCGGAACCGGAAUCCUUUUAGCAGUCACCAUCAUUUACGGAUACUGGGAAAGUGCCAUCCGAGAAGGAAGUGGGAUCGACUCGGCUGUUGGAGACCUCAUCGGUUAA